GUCAGCUUUAUGCCGGCAUUGCAGCUACCAAGGAUAGAACGUUUGUUGACGACGAACUACUCCGCGGCCUUGCUCUCUGGAGCUGUAGCUGGUUCGACCACAGAGCUGAUCCUCUACCCGUUGGAUUGCUUGAAGUCCAGCAGCCUCGCUUGCCCAAAACUUGAACUGAAUGGAAGGCUAUGGCCUGCGUGGUCCUCCAAAAUGCGAGCUGCAGUGGUCACCAAUCGCAGCUGGGACUUUCAGUUUCACCUGGAGAAAGUGGCCGUGAUGGAUGUGGACAUUCCUACACCUGGAAAGGGCGAGGUGUUGGUGGAAGUUUAUGCCUCCAACAUCAACCCUGUGGACCAUAAGAUCGUCGAAAUGGCUGGUUGGAGCUGGACUUACCCACAUAAACUGGGCUAUGAUGUGGCUGGAGUUGUGAAAGCCUUGGGCUCCGGCUGCACGCGUUUGAAAGUGGGGGACGAAGUCUGGGGUGAGGCCACUUCGCUGAUGGAAGCACCGACAACGGCGGGGACGUAUGCUCAGUAUGCAGUGGUGUCUGAGUCAGUGCUUGGGCUCAAGCCGAAGACCAUGAGCAUGCUCGAAGCAGGCGCCAUGCCCAUGGUGGCGCUCACGGGGCUUGAGUCUCUGACCUUCGCAGCGCGUGGUGCUGGGCGUUUCCAAAGCCCAAACACAACGGUACUGGUGCUGGGCGGAAGUGGUGGCACCGGUCACAUGGGCAUCCAGUUGGCAAAGGCCAUGGGCGCUGCUUGGAUCAUCACGACAUGCUCCAGUCGCCAUGCAGAUUUUGUACGUCAGCUUGGGGCGGAUCAAGUGAUUGACUACCACGAGCAAAACUACUACGAUGUCCUCUUCCCGAAGUCUGUAGAUGUGAUCUACGACUGUGUUGGGCAAACGGGCACAGGGGAUCAUGCUUUCAACAUCAUCAAGAGCCAUGGCAGCUUCGUGACGCUGUUACAAGGAGCAAAGGCCUCGAUUUCCACCAGACUUCAUCGGCCGGAUGUUCGGGAAUACGCUCCCACCUGCGUUGGGAGUUGUUCCGAACAUAAGAAGAUAGAUAUGGUCGCCUCUUUGGUGGAACAAGGCAAACUGAAAGUCAAUAUCGACCAAGUGUUUGGCUUGGAAGAUAUCGUUAAAGCUUUCAAUCAAUCGCUUUCUGGACACUCCACUGGAAAAGUGGCCUUGCAGAUCUUCGGCAAUGCGACGCGAAAGCAAAGCAGCUGUGCUCCUCCGAAAGCGCUUCAGUUGUAUCGAGGCUGUGGCAUUGCGCUAGCAGGUGCUGCAACAGCUUCCGCCGUCUUCUUCGUGACUUACGAGUUCAUGAAGAAGCGAUUGCUGGUGGAGGCCGCUUCAAGCCACAGCCAACUCAGUCGCAUUCAGUUCACUUGCAGUGUCAUUGGAGCUUCCGUUGUGGGGGAAGUGGCAGCAUCUGUGGUGAGGGUGCCCAUUGACUUGAUGAAGCAGCGGCUGCAAACGGGCUGCCACUGCCUCGCUUUGCCGAUGAGUAGCUCCAUUGUGUUGGCGUCGUUUCAGGCAACUGCACUGCGGGACAUGUGCCAGAGCAGUCUUCAAUAUCCACUCUAUGAGUGUUUCAAGAUU
Messenger RNA from Cladocopium goreaui, 1599 nucleotides. The record is from the annotation of a GenBank genome assembly. Lineage: Eukaryota; Dinophyceae; Suessiales; Symbiodiniaceae.